UCUGGAGAGAUACUACGAAUACGCUUCAUUUGUCUCUGUACUGAGAACAAUAAAACUACCAUCUGCUGAAACGCAGACACUCCUAUCUGCCAUGAACCUUGGAGGCCUAGAAUUCCAUCCCCAUGUAGAAAAUUAGGCCCCAAACCGUUUCGGGGGAGGGGCGGAGUUUAGAGAUUACCACCAUGUCUCUCCUUUGAUUCCCACCAGCAGGCAGCGAAAAGUGCUGCCUGUAGAUAUCUAUACAGUAACCACCCAGAGAAACCGUAGGCUGCUCCACCAGCAAGCCUUCCACUCUCAGCAGCAGCAGCAAUGGUGCUCUUCAAAAUGGCCAACGUGAUCACGGGCGCGGGCCCCGAAGCUGCCAAACCAGACGAAGGCGCCUCCCUGACCACCGUCCUCGACACGCCGACGCUCCGCGUGGAGCUCGCACUCCUCGUGCUGCUCUGCACCGAUGCGAUGCGCGCCGACCUGCUCGCGACAUUCGACCCAAACAAGACGCACGAGACGACCACGCCGCCGUCCGGCAACAAUGCGACCGGGAGCGGGGCUUCAAAGUCGCGCGACGCGAAGCCCGCUACCUCGCCCGUACACGACCUGAUCAGCUUCGACGGGCCGCAAGAUGAGGCGGCGCAGGCGGCCGAGCGGGCCUUCCAGUACAGGCGGCAAGAAGUAGAGUCGACGCAGAUGCAGGGGCUGCGGAGGGGCGCCCUCACGUUCUUCGAUAAGUGGCGUGCGGGCGUCAUGCACCGCGUCUGCGACGUGCUGUGCGUGCGGGGCGAGGUCGUGAGGCAGGCGAAGGUGAAGAGGAAGGCGGCGCUCGACGAGGCGGAGAGGGCGAGGCAGGGCAAUUCGCUGCUCAUUGAUUUCGGGGGGGAUCCGUUUGAGAGUAAGGCUUCGCCAUCGUCGAAGAGGGGCAGCAAUGGGAAGAAGACGUAUGGUCAUUACGAUGUUAUUGAGAACAAGCUCCUUGAGUUUGAGGAGCCGAAGAGGGUGUUGGUGCUCCAUUGCGUGUUGCUGUUGCUGCUUAGCUUGGAGCAUUAUCCGGCGCAUUCGAGAGUGCUGCUCAUGCGGUUGGCCAGCAGUUUUAUUCUGGGGGUGGACUUGCUGGCAGAGCAUGAGAAGACGGUUGCUCAGGGGCUACUCGCGUCGGCUGCGUCGCAGAUGGAUGCGGAGGAGUCGGCGAAGAAGCAGGCUGCGAACGAUUCAGCAUCGAGCAAGUGGAAGAUCGGUCUCGCUGCAGUGGGAGGUGCCGUGCUGAUCGGUGUUACUGGGGGUCUAGCCGCACCUCUACUUGCUGCUGGUGUUGGCACCGUCAUGGGCGGGUUGGGUCUAGGGGCUGUGGCCGGUCUGCUUGGUACUCUGGCUGGCAGUUCUGUUCUCGUUGGGUCGCUGUUUGGUGCCUACGGUGGAAAAAUGACGGGACGCAUUAUGAGACAAUAUGCUCGUGAAGUCGAGGACUUCGAAUUUAUUCCUGUCCGAGAUCCAGAGAGGCCGUCUAUACAACGUGCUGAGGAGUGGACUGAAGACCAAGAAGCACGAGACCCCGAGAAGCGAGAGCAGCAUCGACUCCGAGUCUCGAUAGGCAUCAGUGGUUGGCUCAACAGUCCCUCGGACGUGAACAAGCCGUGGGAGGUGGUCGACUCAACCGGAAGCGAACCUUUUGCACUCCGCUUCGAAUUGGACUCCAUGUUGCGUAUGGGCAACUCCUUAAACGAUGUGUUGUUCAGCUAUGCAUGGGACGGAGUAACGUAUACUGUUGUUAGCCAAACUCUUCUCGGCGCACUCUAUGCCGGAUUGUGGCCCUUGGGUUUGGUCAAAGCAGCGAGCGUCCUCGACAAUCCGUUCUCAGUUGCCAUCGCACGCGCCGACAAGGCCGGUAAAGUAAUGGCUAGAGCACUGAUGGACAAAGUCCAGGGAGAGCGACCCGUGACUCUCAUGGGCUACUCAAUCGGUGCACGGGUCAUCUACUCGUGCUUGGUUGAGCUCGCCGAACAGAAUGCCUUUGGACUCGUCGAAUCGGUAAUCCUUAUGGGAGCCCCCGUUCCUUCGGAUAGUCGUACCUGGAGACAGAUACGCUCAGUCGUGGCCGCUCGUGUUGUCAAUGUCUUCAGUACCGAAGAUUACAUCCUAGGCUUCCUUUACCGAUCCACAAAGUUGCAGAUGGGCGUUGCUGGACUCCAGGAGGUGCGUGAUGUUUACGGUGUGGAGAAUUUGAACGUUAGCAAACUCGUAAAUGGCCACGACCGUUACCGCUUCCUCGUUGGCAAGAUUCUGGUCAAGGCUGAAUUCGGGGACAUCGACUUCAACAAGGUUGCCGAGCAGGAACGAGCACUGGAGAUCUCCGAGCAGAAGAAAAAGCGGGCACGAGAGCAUGUCAAACGACACAACAAGGACAGCAACAAGCAAGAUCCAUCUACUGAGACAGCAACAAAUAUGAUCGUGGUAUCGGAUAGGAGAACUCCUGAAUUAGGAAGAACAGAGCACACUCCAACGGCAGAGAGAGCUGCGUCCUUCCCAGCACCAAGGCCAUUCAUACAACAGCGACCUGGUGGCCAACAGCCAUUCGUGCGAAACCAAUCGGCCAUGCCUGAGAUGAACAGACUGAACUCUGCGCCGGCAACCGUGACGCAAAGCUCCCUCAUUGACCUGACGGCAGAUGCGCCGCCUACUACAUCGCCAUCAAGCAGCUCCUUUGACUUCGCGUCCGCGUCGUCUCAACGAAAUCAGGUCCCUUCGAACAUGGUGCCCACACCAGCCGCCCCACCGCAACAGCGACCGUCUGUCGACACUGACAGCGAAGACGAGCAUAAGAUCCAGAUGAUCGACAUCGAUAGUCAAAAGUUCUCCCCUCCGUUAGAAGAGAUGCUGCGAACGCCGAAGCCCUCCGAUGCGCCCAAGACGACACCUAUUGUUUCUGUCAAUCACGCUGAGUCCGAAGACGAGAGCGAGGAGGAGGAUGUGAGCAGCGAGUUUGGAGAGCUCAGCAUGGUCGAUCCGGAGCCGCUGGCUGAUGGCGAUUUCGGGCUCAUGGACGACUCGACGAACGAGCGCCGCCGGUGAACUGCCAUUGGGAGUUUCUUUGGGUGGUUUGCUGAUCUUUUCUUGCUUCAUCGAUUGCAGGAUAUGUGUACGUAUAUGGGUAUAGGCAUUAUUGGUUUGGAAUCGGUAUUAGCGCGCGGCUUCUUCGUUUUCCUAGUUUAUAUUAUUUUAUGGCAGAUAUUCGACUAUGUACGACAUGAGGUAUACGCAAAAACGCGAAGUUACCUAGUUUUCGGUCACAAUUUUCAAGAUGAUUAUAUUUAC
Messenger RNA from Aaosphaeria arxii CBS 175.79, 3303 nucleotides. Its product is annotated as DUF726-domain-containing protein. Bases 310 to 3060 code for a protein of 916 amino acids. The transcript has 2 exons. NCBI's taxonomy places the organism in Eukaryota, Fungi, Ascomycota, Dothideomycetes, Pleosporales. The record is from RefSeq and is a predicted model, not a curated record.